Molecule: messenger RNA, 357 nt
Organism: Spirodela intermedia
Lineage: Eukaryota; Viridiplantae; Streptophyta; Magnoliopsida; Alismatales; Araceae
Source: the annotation of a GenBank genome assembly
AUGGAGGGGAUCAUACCUCUGGUGAUCCGAGCUUUCAGGAAGAACAGGAAGAGGAGCAAGUAUCGGUGCCUCUCCAAGAACCCCAACCGCGCCAUGCCCGCCGGCGAGUGUGAGGACGGAGGAGAUCAGUACCACCACUACAACAGCCACUUCGUCUGGAGGAGCUCCUCCUCCUCCGCCGUCGCCGUCGCCGGCCGCGGCUACGAGGACUUCCCCCGUCGGUACCCACAACCGCCGCCGCCGCCGCCUCGGGGAUUCGCUCCGAGCCGCAGCGUAGGGCACGGUGGCGCCGCCCUGCCGCCCGUCCUCUCCUACCCCGAAGAGUUGAGGAGGACGAAGAGCGGCAGCGUCUGGUAG